UAUAUAUUUCUCCUCUACGCCAUGCUAUGUCUGAUAUCACUUGUCGAGGCACCACCGUGGUGAACGGUCGGGUCAGUUCGUUCCUCUCCCCGUCGCGCCGUUUACGUAUUACGUACGCGCGUCUGCAUCCGUCUCGAGCGACGAAUUGCAUAUUCCUGGCCGCGAUCGCGCGACAGCGUCUCGCCUGCCUUGUUAAGAGCCCUCGAGUUACCGAGUAACGAAUUCACGCUGUGUGCAGACCCUGUACGACCGCUUGACACGUCGCGAUCGGCAUUCACGCACCGUGCGCCAAUUCAUAUUCGGACUCGUUUGAGUAUAACCUAAAAACCGUCGUGAAUGUUGGUAGUUUCUGCGUACCCGACGGCCUCCUCUUCCUCGUCCUGUUGUCGAUCGCUCGUGCGAAACUGUGUAAGAUCACGACGCAUCGUCGACUUUCACACGGUCACCGCGUAAAAGCGUCGCGCUCAAACGGAUACGCGCGCAGCGGCACAGCUGCACACGUUGCUCCCGUGUCACGGGCAUAAGGACAAAUUUUUUCGACGUCAAACGGUCACCUGGAAAGUAGUCAAAAUUCCGGUCCCCACUAGGAAACGAGAAGGCCCCCAACAAACCGGCGGCAGGAACCCACCGUUCACUGGCGAAGAACAGUCGUCGGCGGGCAGAAUGAACAGCAAGAGAAAGAAUCGUUCCAACAACAACAGAUCUCCACGAGCUCGCGGCCCACAAGAAAGAUGUGUCGCAGCAGAAGGAGUGUAUAACAAUGCUCAUUUUAUGCAUGCAAUUACUAGCCAUGUUGGCAAUACAGUACAGAUACAAACUCAAAAUGGCUCAGUAUAUGAAGGCAUCUUUCGAACAUUUUCCAGUCAGUUUGAUGUAGUACUGGAAAUGGCCCAUCGUGUAGAUAGUUCGGGCAAAAUAAGUGUAGAUAGCGUAGUUGAAAAGUUAAUUUUUAAACCCCAUGACAUUGUCACCAUGUCUGCCAAAAAUGUCGACUUGGACUAUGCCAUAAGAGAUACCUUUCAAACAGAUACAGCCAUUAGUAAAUUUAAUGGCUUGAUCGGUGAAAAGGAACUAGAGCCUUGGGACGCCCCGAGUACUAUGAAUGGAGCUGAUUUAGAGCUGGAUGGUGCUGCCAAUGGUUGGGACGUUAACGAAAUGUUCCGUAAAAAUGAACAAGAUUAUGGGGUGCAAACGACAUUUGAACCUUCUUUAGUUGGUUACACACUUCAGCUCCAGCGUAAAGAUACGAAAGAUUACAAGGAGCAGGAGCAAAAGGCAGCUGAAAUAGCAAAUGAGAUUGAGUCUCAACCUAAUCAUAGAGCUAGAUUAGAGGUGGAGAACGGUGACGAAGAGGAGAGAUUUGCAGCUGUGGCAAGACCUACCGAAGGAAAAUACGUCCCGCCACCGUUGAAAAAGAAGAGUGGGAAUACUGGCAAAUUGAUGAGGACCAAUGAAUCGCCGUCUUCGCCAGGAACUACGAAUGAUAAGAAUGUCUACAAUCAACCAUCUCCUGCGGUUAAUGUGAAUGUUCCACAGUCGAAUAUACCAGUCGGAAUACAAUCCGCUCAUUCGUCGGUGCAACAUCCGGUACCCUUGAACAUGGGUAUGCCACCUAGUGGAGUAGUUGUUACGUAUAAUAAUCCACCGCCGCCGUUUGUGCCUCCACCGACCACGCAGUCUCAGCAACCAGGAAUUCAGCAGAAUCAAGCGCCGCCAUCUUCUCUGCCGCAAGUAGGCUUCCCGUCGCAACAGCAGCAGCAGCAGCAGCAGCAACAGCAACAGCAACAGCAAACUCCUUCAAAUAAGAUGAAUACGGAGAAACGUGAACGUCCUGGAAGGCAACAGGUCUAUCAGGCUGAUAAAGCACCACCAGCUCCAUUUCCCCAGUCCAGUGUUGCGUCUUCGCAUCAACAACAACAGUCCUCUCAUCAACAGCACACGAUGGCGCAACAGAAUUCCGUGGAGGGGCAGCGAUGCGAAAUAGUUACACAUAAAUCAGAUCAUAGAAAGGUUCCGACACCGCGCGGCAGAGACGAGCAGCAUUCAGAGCUGAGACAGUUUGCUACGGAGUUCAAAUUAGCAGAAUCGCAAGGUCCGCCGGAUACUCCGCAAAUUUCCAGAAAACAACAACAUCAGCAUCAACAACAGGAUGUGCAUACCGCCUCUCCGAUGAAUCAGACUCAUCACCAAACUUCUCAUCAGCACACGAGUCCGCAGCAACAAUCGCAACAGCAACCACCGACGCAACAGCAUAGCAAUUCUCAUCAGCAACAUCAAGCUGUACAAGAGGAGCCGGUAGUCACCAAUAAACCGCCACCUGGUCCGUUAGCAGUACGAUCUACGAGCCCGCCUCAGCAAUCGCAGCAACAGCAGCAGCAACAGCAACAGCAACAACCACCGCCACCACCGUCACAAACGAAUAGCCAAACGGUGCAGCAAUCUCCACCGGAACCCGCGGUCGACAAGAUAACUAAUGCUUUCAAGAAAUCAACCUUAAAUCCGAAUGCUAAAGAAUUUAAUCCAAACGCAAAGCCAUUUACACCGAGGUCCCCUAGCACACCGACACCUAGUCGACCGCAUACACCUCAGACUCCACAAUAUACAGGAGCGACUAUACCCACGGCCGUCGUCAUGCCCGCGUAUGUGAUGACCAAUCAGCCACCGACGGCUUUCAAUCAACCACCCGCUCAACAAGUGACGAGGUUCCGGAAGGUGCAAAUGAUGCAGCAUCGUGGACCGGACAUAACAUCUCAGAUGCAAGUGGCCGCGGCAACGGGACAGCCGUUAUUGGCGCCAGCUCCGUUGCAUCCUCCAUUCCAGGUGCCUUAUCCGGGACAACCGGCGUACCAACAGAUGGUACGCAUGGUCCAGGCACCGCCACCACCACCGCACAUGGCCACGCCGUAUCAUCAUCAUCAUGAUUCGCAGGGACCACAAGCCCCUGGUAUUCAGUAUAUGGGUCCACACACUCAUCCGCACCCUCAUGUCGCGCAACAACCACCUAGCCAAACACCGUCUCCGGCUAAUCCAAAUCAACCACACACACCGGGCGCUUACAAUCCACCUGGUACUCCACAGCCGACGUAUCCACAACCACCUCCUCAGGGUCAUGCUCCGAGUUACCCAAUCAUGUGCCCCCUAAUUCCACCCCAUAUGACGAUCCCGCCACAGCAUAUGCAAUACCUGCCGCCACAGCCGCCUCCGGGUGCGCAACAAACUAUACCAGUCAUUCUGCCGCAUAAUCAGUAGCUGCAAUGAAUUAAUCGAAGAGAAAGAUGAUCGCUAGUAUUCUGCUGAGAUAGAAUAAAACUUUCGAAAUUGAGUUACUUUCAUGAUGAUGUAAAAUCGCAAUUGUCCGAAAAAACUGCUCGCCUUGGUCGUGAUUCAUCUCUGGCCCUCAUGAGCUCUCGAGAUUUAUUCGUAUUGCUGCUAAUUAACGGCGCAAUUCAAAUGGCAGCCAACUUUCUAUAUCGAUGAGCGAUCUGAGAAAUUAUCUUGUAUAUUUUGUGUUACAGCGAGAGAGAUGAAAGAAUAAUAUAUCGAGCUGCUUAAUCGGUACAAAGUAAUGAUAUAUCCCCGCAUGGUAUUUUAAAAUUAUUUAAAACUGUUAAAAACUGUGUCGUAAUCAUGAAAGUAACUUCUCCUUUACAUGUAGGUCGAUUAACGAAAAAUGACCUAUGCUUGUGUAUUAUUGAGUCAUUCAAAAAUUUGACCAUUGAUUAUUUCAAUCAAAUUUUAAGAUUGCAAAACGACCGUUCAACACCAUCGUUUAACGUCAUUCCCCAUAAAACUUCCGCAAGUUUAUUUUUAUCGGAUUAAUAUGCCAGAUGCAGAAAGAAAUUUUCUAGUUUCUUUUAUAUCAUGCAUUUUUAUUACGUAGUGCCUAAUACAUUGGAGGGUACACAGGAGAGAAAGAGAGACAGAGAGGGGGGCGGUGAGGGAGAGAGAAUACGCUCAUUCAAUACAUAGAUUUUUAAUUGGAAAAAUUUCGAUAUUACCUCAACAACAAACGUAGUUCGCACUACUUCGACAACAUAUGUACCUUCAGAAAAAAUUCCAAAUAUUAUGCUGAGAUUUCUGAGCGAUCACGCCAAUGAAGCGGAUUUUUCUUUUUUGUUUCUCUUUCCUUUUAUACGCGAAAUAAUUAUCGAAAUUACGUAGAGUAUACACACACACACACACACACACACACACACAUACACGUAUAUGGAAGUAUAUGGCAUAUUUUUCUGCUCGCGCUUUCAUACGCGAUAAUUCCACUUGCAAAGAAGAAUGAGAAGAAUACGCGAAAGAAAGAAAGGGAAAAAAAAAAAGAAAAAAAGAGAAAGAGAAAAGAAGACUUUCUGAAAGUCGCAACUUCUGAUUUGAUCCGAAUGAAAUGAACGAUAAUUAACGAAGAACGUUGGAGUGCGGCUGCAGGGUAACACUAGCGGAGUACGCGAUUCUGCGGUUUGUUGAUAAUGAGUUUUGUUACGAGAUGUUGAUACAUGCAGGAUCCCCGAAUGUGAAGAACUACGUCGAGUAUGCGAUACGACAUCUGCAUCCCUGUAAAUCAUGCUAUUGUUAAAAAUGGUGCAAAUACUGUCGCGAACGGUAAGCAUCUGAAAGGUACAAAAUUGGCAUAUCUAAACACGUGUAAACUACGACUGAUCAUUUUCUAAAAGUAAAAGGACAAUUGUUAAAAAAAUCUUGUUUGCUUGAUACAAUCUAUGUUCUUGCUGUGUGUAAUGUUUCAAAAAUAAAUUCGAGUGAAACGAGAAUUAUAUUGUUAGGGAAACGAUCUGACUGAAAUCCGCAUUGCGACAACACGUAAAUAUUUUAUUAAGUGUUGAAAAAAAACUGGAGCUAAACUUUGGAAAUUUGUAGUGGCAAUGACACGUGAUAUAGGGUACAAAGUAUAUAAGUACAAAGUGGCAG
Molecule: messenger RNA, 4917 nt
Organism: Harpegnathos saltator (Jerdon's jumping ant)
Lineage: Eukaryota; Metazoa; Arthropoda; Insecta; Hymenoptera; Formicidae
Product: ataxin-2 homolog
Exons: 9
Coding region: 664-3249 (861 amino acids)
Biological process (GO): cytoplasmic stress granule assembly
Cellular component (GO): cytoplasmic stress granule
Molecular function (GO): mRNA binding
Source: RefSeq, a predicted model, not a curated record